AUGACCAAGGCCGGUAGCAAGGGCGGGAGCCUCCGCGACAAGCUGGACGGCAACGAGCUGGACCUGAGCCUCGGCAACCUGACCGAGGUCCCCGUCAAGGAGCUGGCUGCACUCCCAAAGGCCACCAUUCUGGAUCUGUCCUGCAAUAAACUCGCCACUCUACCGUCGGAGUUCUGCAGCCUGACACACCUGGUGAAGCUGGACCUGAGUAAAAACAAGCUUCAGCAGCUGCCCGCGGACUUUGGCCGGCUGGUCAACCUCCAGCACCUGGAUCUCCUCAACAACAGGCUGGUUACCCUGCCUGUCAGCUUUGCUCAGCUCAAGAGCCUGAAGUGGCUGGACCUGAAGGAUAACCCCCUGGAUCCUGCCCUGGCCAAAGUGGCAGGCGACUGCUUGGAUGAGAAGCAGUGUAAGCAGUGUGCAAACAAGGUGCUGCAGCACAUGAGGGCUGUGCAGGCUGACCAGGAGCGAGAGAGGCAGCGGCGGCUGGAAGUUGAACGAGAGGCGGAGAAGAAGCGUGAGGCUAAGCAGAGAGCCAAGGAGGCUCAGGAACGGGAAGUGCGGAAGCGGGAGAAGGCAGAAGAGAAGGAGCGCCGGAGGAAGGAGUAUGAUGCCCUCAAAGCCUCCAAGCGGGAACAGGAGAAGAAGCCGAAGAAGGAGACAAACCAGGCCCAGAAAUCAAAGUCUGGUUCCCGGCCCCGCAAGCCUCCACCUCGGAAACACACGAGGUCCUGGGCUGUGCUGAAGCUGCUGUUGUUGCUGCUGCUGCUGUGUGUGGCAGGUGGGCUGGUGGCCUGUCGGGUCACAGAGCUGCAGCAGCAGCCUGUCUGCGUCAGUGUGAACACUGUCUACGACAACGCUCUCCGGGGUCUGCGCAGCCAUGAGAUCCUCCAGUGGGUCCUCCAGACCGACUCCCAGCAGUGAGCUCAUCCCAGAUACCUGCUGCCUCCCCAGCCUUGGAGCUUGGAUUCCUAUGGAAUUGGGUUCUGCUGGACACAACCUGUUUUUAGCGUCAGACCUACCUGCCGUCAUCAAAUGGCUGCUGACUGGUACUUGAGACUCCUCUUUGUUGGACUCCUUUGUUCCUUAGGCAGGGUUUCCUGUUGGAAUAAGGAAAAAAGGGAGGUGGGGGGAGUUACCUGCAUGACUGAAGGAACAGGCCUAGGGAGGGGGAGAGGAAAAGCCUAAAAGCCUAGCCUUUCCGAGUGCCACAAAGCUGUGUAAAGGCAA
Messenger RNA from Elephantulus edwardii (Cape elephant shrew), 1230 nucleotides. It is a transcript of the gene LRRC59, whose product is annotated as leucine rich repeat containing 59. NCBI's taxonomy places the organism in Eukaryota, Metazoa, Chordata, Mammalia, Macroscelidea, Macroscelididae. The record is from RefSeq and is a predicted model, not a curated record. Gene Ontology annotation, molecular function: protein binding. Bases 1 to 924 code for a protein of 307 amino acids. The transcript has 7 exons.